Cokeromyces recurvatus is the source of this 585-nucleotide messenger RNA. RefSeq names its product phospholipid methyltransferase-domain-containing protein. The record is from RefSeq and is a predicted model, not a curated record. Gene Ontology annotation, molecular function: S-adenosylmethionine-dependent methyltransferase activity. Gene Ontology annotation, biological process: phosphatidylcholine biosynthetic process. NCBI's taxonomy places the organism in Eukaryota, Fungi, Mucoromycota, Mucoromycetes, Mucorales, Mucoraceae. The transcript is spliced from 6 exons. Bases 1 to 585 code for a protein of 194 amino acids.
AUGUCAAAUCUUGUUGAUUUUUCUCAGCCCUCGUUAUAUUACGCACUUGGACAUAUCUUAUUUAAUCCAAUUUUUUGGAAUACUGUUGCAAGAGCUGAAUAUAAAAAUAAAAUAUUAACAAAGUUAGCCGGUGGAAACGCAUAUAGGGGAACAUAUGGAUUAGCUAUCGUUAUUUUUACUUUAGGUCUUACGAGAGAUUAUUUGUAUCAUACUGCAUUAGGUAAUCAACCUACUCAUCCUUUUUUUGAACAAUACAUUAUUCAAAUAACCGCUGUACUUUUAUUCCUUACUGGAAAUACCCUUGUUUUAUCUUCUAUGUGGGCCCUUGGUGUUACUGGAACUUAUCUUGGUGACUAUUUUGGUAUUUUGAUGAAAGAACGUGUUACAGGCUUUCCAUUUAAUGUUUGUGAUAAUCCAAUGUAUAUUGGUUCUACCUGUACAUUCUUAGCUACUGCUUUAUGGUAUAAGAGUCCUGCUGGGGUUCUAUUGACUGCUGUCGUAUAUGUUGUAUAUAAAAUUGCUUUAACAUUUGAAGAACCUUUCACGGCUAAGAUUUAUGCUACUAAAGAUAAUAAGAAAAAUUAA